This is a messenger RNA of Saccostrea cuccullata (small rock oyster), 1488 nucleotides long. RefSeq lists its product as uncharacterized. The record is from RefSeq and is a predicted model, not a curated record. The transcript is spliced from 4 exons. Bases 74 to 502 code for a protein of 142 amino acids. NCBI's taxonomy places the organism in Eukaryota, Metazoa, Mollusca, Bivalvia, Ostreida, Ostreidae.
GUGUCACGCCGAAUUUUCUCGAUUUCAGUCAUUGACCGCUGUCAGUAAGAAGGAUUUUAAUAUAUUAUAGAAAAUGGCCACGGUUUUGAUUGCAAUAGAUGAGAGCCAGUUUGCAGAAAAUGCCUUCAAAUGGUAUGUAGAAAACUUCCACAAACCUGAAAACAAGGUGAUUUUGUUACACGUCAUUGAAAAUCUUGGAAUUACGGACAUGAGUCCGGCCCGGUAUAUGGAGCUACAGAGGGAGGCGAAACAAAAAGCCGAGGCCCUGAAGGACAAAUACGCAGCCAUGUGUCAGGGACUUGGGUUCCAAGCCGACAUCCGAAUCAAAACAUCCGACAAACCGGAACACGCCAUUGUGGACAUUGCUGAAAAAGAGAAGGUGACGUAUAUAGUUUCCGGAAGUCGAGGAAUGGGCCUAAUCAGGCGGACAAUACUGGGCAGCACCAGCGACUUCAUCCUCCAUCACGCCCACUGCCCAGUUCUAAUCUGCAAGAGCCAGUAAAUCAGAAUCCAUCUGUAUUGUAAGCUUAUGUAUCCAGACCAAAAUGUAGGAGUUAAAAUCUGAAUUAUGCAUUAUACAUGUAUUUUGUUUAUGGGCUAAGCAUUUGGAAUGCUUGAAAAAAUGAGUGUUAUCUUUCAAAAAAAAAAAAAAGAGAAUAAAAUUUGAAUGCACACGUUUUUAAUUCUUGCAUAAAAUGCCUUAUAAAAUAAUGUUAUCAUUUUAUUUUACUUUAUUUUAUGUUAUGAUAUGCCAAGCACAAAAACUGAAAAAAAACUGUACUGUUUCUCUUUAAACUAUAUUUUUGAAUUCAAAACUUCAAAUUAAGGGAGUGGAAGUAAUAGAUGAGCAAGCAUAGUAACAUUGAGAUAUUGUGCUGUGAAAUACAUCUGCAUCUAGAUCAGAUACAGGAGUUUUUGUGUUCAUAUACAUGUUGAUGGAUGUGUUAAAAACAAAUGGUUGUUCGGACAUUUUAUUGUUUAGAGAUAUGUAAAGUACUAUACAUGUAGUAGUUGUUAUGGCAUAAUAUAUUGACAAUGUUAAGUCAUCAUAAUAUUUUAGUUUAGAUUUAGUGUAAACAUAAACUAGUAUACCUAAUUUUAUUCAGGAGCAAUGAAUUGAUUUUUUAAGUGUAAAAAUAAUUGAUUUCUUGUUAAUUAUAUGAAGCCGUAAAGAAGAUUUACAACUCUGUCAUUCCAAAAUUUCAAAGGAAGUUUCAACUUUAAUGUCAAAGAAUUGUUUACAUCUUCAUCCGAUUUUUUUCAUCAAUUGACCAAGCUUUGUGGGUUGUAUGUAAUCAUGCAAUUUAAAUGUACAAUAUUUUUCGUUUUUUAGACAGCUGCAUUUAAAUGUCAAGGACGAACUUUACGUUGUUUUCAUUUUUUACCCUUUUCUAUAGGUAUGAGGAAAUUGUUCUCCAUCAAAUAUAUUUACUCAAUCACAAUGAUAUUUUGUUUUUAUCAAAUGCAUUUUAAUAAAUGUGAAUUGAA